ACCGCAUUCAACUAACUGGAAACAUGUUGACGCUUCUCAUAUUGUUGGCUCUCUUCAUUGGCCUUGUCUAUUUCUGGCUGCACGAACACUACGCCUACUGGCGCCGUCGAGGCGUUGCAGGGGAACGUCCGGAAUUCUUGCUGGGUAACAUGCGUGGAUUUGCACGUAGUCUACACUGGACGGAGAUUAAUCAGCGUAUUUAUGACAAGUUCAGGCAGAGGGAACGCUUCUGUGGCUUCUUCACAUUCUUCAGCAAGGCGCUGUUUGUUAUUGAUCUGGAACUGAUCAGGCGCAUUAUGAUCAGCGACUUUAAUAGCUUUGCGGAUCGUGGACUCUUUCAUAAUGUUCGCGAUGAUCCUCUGACCGGGAAUCUGCUGUUUCUCGAUGGCGAUAAAUGGCGCUGGUUACGCCAACAUCUGACUCCUGUUUUUAGCUCGGGUAAAAUGAAGUUCAUGUUUCCCACAAUCGUGAAAGUGGGCGAGCAAUUAGCUCAAGCCGCCGAUCAGUCGCUGGGCGAAUUCGAAGCUAAGGAUUUGUGUGCCAGAUUCACGACCGAUGUCAUUGGCAGCUGCGCCUUCGGCUUAGAGUGCCACAGUCUAUCCAAUGCCAAGUCUGAGUUUCGGCAAAUGGGACGUUCAGUGACGGAACAGCCGCUCCAUAACAGCAUUGUCCAGGCCUUUAUGUUUGCUCAACCGGAUCUGGCCCGUCGCCUCAGGAUGCGACUCUUUCGACCCGAGGUGAGUCGUUUUUUUAUUGAGACAGUUCGUCAGACACUGGACUACAGGGAGCGGGAAAACAUCAAGCGCAAUGAUCUCAUCCAGCUGCUUAUCGAGCUGGGCCAACAAGCGAAGGGAAGCGAGCCUGGACUUAGUUUUGAGCAAAUUGCUGCACAGGCCAUGGUGUUCUUUCUGGCUGGAUUCGAUACCUCCUCCACAACCAUGUCCUUUUGCCUGUACGAGCUGGCCCUCAAUCCUGACAUUCAGCAUCAAUUACGCAUGGAAAUAAAUGACAAAUUGGAAAAACACAAUCAAGAGCUGAGCUACGAAUGCCUCCAGGAGAUGACUUACCUCAGCCAGGUGGUGGCCGAAACAUUGCGCAAGUAUCCUAUACUUCCGCAUCUGCUGCGACGCUCUACUAUUACAUACAACGUGCCUGGGAGUAAGCUCAUCCUGGAGCCGGGUAUGCGAGUGAUGAUACCGGUGCAUAGCAUACACCAUGAUCCAGAAUUGUAUCCCGAACCCGAACGCUUUGAUCCAUCCCGCUUUGAGCCUGAAGCAAUUAAAUUGCGACAUCCAUUUGCGUAUUUGCCAUUUGGAAAUGGACCUCGCAGCUGCAUUGGCGAGAGAUUUGGCCAAUUGCAGGUGAAAAUUGGUAUUGCAACCCUGCUGCGAUAUUAUCGAUUUGACGUCACACAGCGAACUCAGAUUCCGCUGAAAUUCUCAAAACGCAAUUUCCUUAUUGCCACACAGUCUGGCAUUCACCUUAAAAUGGAACGACUUGAUGUCACUAGUUUUGCAUAUUUUGAGCUGAACUUUGUACUGCAGCUGAUUAAGAAGAGCUUUAUAGGCUCAGUCAUCAGAACAGUUGUAAUUGAAACGCGGGAAAUGCUUGAUGUAAUUGCACUGCUAUUAAUUGCACUGGCCAUUGGGUUCUGGUACGUGAGGACCAGGCUCAGCUAUUGGUCACGACGUCGCAUUAGCCAUGAGCGACCUACGUUUCCCAUGGGCAACUUGAAGGGAUUUCGAAAGACCAAACACUUUAUGGAAAUUCUGACGCCGCUUUAUGAACGCUUUAAGAUAACCGGUGCACCAUUUGCGGGAUUCUAUAUGAUGCUGCGUCCUGUGGUUCUGGUGCUGGAUGUGGAGCUGGCCAAACAGGUGCUGAUCAAGGACUUUGCCAACUUUGAGGAUCGCGGCAUGUAUCACAAUGAACGCGAUGAUCCACUCACCGGACAUCUGUUUCGGAUCGAUGGACCCAAAUGGCGACCGUUGCGUCACAAAAUGACUCCCACUUUCACCUCUGGCAAGAUGAAGUUCAUGUUUCCCACAAUCUGUGCCGUGGGCGAUGAACUGGCUCAAGUCUGUGGCGAACAGGCAGAAAAUGCAAUAUGUGGCAUUGUGGAGAUGACGGAUCUGAUGGCCAGAUAUACUUCAGAUGUGAUUGGUAGCUGUGUCUUUGGCCUAGACUGCAAUGGACUUCGGAAUCCAAAUGCCGAGUUUGCUGUGAUGGGUCGUCGGGCAUUCACGGAACGUCGUCACAACAAACUGAUCGAUGGAUUUAUUGAGAGCUUUCCCAACUUGGCACGUCGUCUGCGUCUCUGCCAGAUACACCAGGAUGUCACCGAUUUCUAUAUGCGCAUUGUGCGGGACACUGUAAAGGAGCGCGAGACGAAGAAUAUUGUGCGAAAUGAUUUCAUGAAUCUCCUCAUUGAGAUGAAGCAUCGUGGCGAACUCACGCUGGAGGAGAUGACAGCUCAGGCAUUUAUAUUCUUUGCCGCCGGCUUUGAUACAUCGGCCUCUACUUUGGGAUUUGCCCUCUACGAGUUGGCCAAGCAGCCGCAACUGCAGCAAAAGCUGAGGCAGGAGAUCGAGGAUGCACUGCAGCUGCAUGGAGGAGAAUUCACCUAUGAGGGUAUGCAGGAGCUGCGCUACAUGGAGCUGGUUAUCGCAGAGACACUUCGAAAGUAUCCGAUACUGCCGCAUCUUUCACGCAUUUGCCGUCGUUUCUAUAAUGCCAAGGGAAAUCGACACUUUUAUAUAGAACCUGGACAAAUGCUGCUCAUACCUAUCUAUGCCAUACACCACGAUCCAGAUCUAUAUCCGGAACCAAACAAGUUUAUACCCGAUCGUUUUCUGGCGGACCAAAUGGCACAACGUCCCACUGCGUCCUGGCUGCCCUUUGGGGAUGGACCCAGGAAUUGUAUUGGCAUGCGAUUCGGCAAGAUGCAGACAAGUGUAGCCCUGGUCUAUCUGUUGCGACGCUUUCAGUUCAGUGUCUGUCCCCGCACCGAGUCCAAGAUUGAGUAUAUCAAGUCCAACAUGUUGUUAUGUCCAGCAACUGGCAUCUUUCUGAAGGUUGAACAACUGCGAAAUUAAAGUAGAAAAAAGCGCAACUUACUUAUCGCAUGAGAUAAACUAAUGUACUUAUCCCUAUUUUUACUGACCACUCCUAACUUUUUCGUUGUAAAUCGUAUUUAAAGAUCCCAAACAUUAUUUAGGUCACAUUGAAAAAUAAAUAAAUUGCUUGAGAUGCCAUUUACUUGUAAAA
Molecule: messenger RNA, 3267 nt
Organism: Drosophila innubila
Lineage: Eukaryota; Metazoa; Arthropoda; Insecta; Diptera; Drosophilidae
Exons: 3
Coding region: 24-3095 (1023 amino acids)
Molecular function (GO): iron ion binding; monooxygenase activity; oxidoreductase activity, acting on paired donors, with incorporation or reduction of molecular oxygen
Source: RefSeq, a predicted model, not a curated record